Colletotrichum spaethianum is the source of this 858-nucleotide messenger RNA. RefSeq names its product oxidase ustYa. Lineage: Eukaryota; Fungi; Ascomycota; Sordariomycetes; Glomerellales; Glomerellaceae. The record is from RefSeq and is a predicted model, not a curated record. The transcript has 5 exons. Gene Ontology annotation, biological process: mycotoxin biosynthetic process. Bases 1 to 858 code for a protein of 285 amino acids.
AUGGACAUGUCAGAGGCCAAGUACGCGAAUCUCGGCAUCGAGGACCACGACCACGAUGACCGCAGCAGCACCGAGGUCGAGGAGUCGCUGAUCGGCGGGGACGACAAAGCCUGUCGGAGCUGCCUGACCAAGGAGUACCAGAGCCCCUCGACGAGGAGGCAGAACCGGUGGCUGGCGAUGCUCAAGUCGUCGCGGUGGUUCGUCGACACGGCAUUGCUGUUGGUGAUCCUGGGGUUGCUGGUGAGGGAGCAGAUGCGACAGCCAACGGAGAACAAGUUGGACUUUGGAGGGGACUUGACGGGCGUCAGUGGAAAGUGUGAGUACCUGGAUGCCACCGUGAGGAUGUGGGAACGGGGCACGUUGAUGCAGAUCAAGACGUUUACGCCAGACUACGAGGGCAAGUACGCGCCGAACGACACGUCAAAGUUCUUCACAGACGAGGUGCUCAACAACUGGAACGAGCUGAUGCCCAUUGGCAUGGGCUUCCAAUGGGUCAACGACACGCACAAGUACCACGACCUGCCGACCCCCAUCGUCUGGCCCGAGAAGACCGUCUUCACCACCUCCGUCACCCACCAGCUGCACUGCUUGUUCGCCGUCGUCCAAACGUACUCCGGCCUCACCUCCGGCCACGAGAUCCCCGACGACCACCACUGGCACAUGAUCCACUGCUUCGCGUACCUCAGACAGACCAUCAUGUGCAGCGCCGACUUAGCGCUCGAGGGCCUCGAGACGACAUUCCCAGACCACAAUGGCGGCUCCGACGGCUGGGACUCGAAGCAUGUGUGCAAGGAUUACAAGCAGGUCAAGAAUUACCUGGAGAGCGUCAGGGCGUACGACGACAGGGAGAUCUUCUAA